Molecule: messenger RNA, 789 nt
Organism: Argiope bruennichi
Lineage: Eukaryota; Metazoa; Arthropoda; Arachnida; Araneae; Araneidae
Product: centromere protein V-like
Exons: 4
Coding region: 271-663 (130 amino acids)
Molecular function (GO): carbon-sulfur lyase activity
Source: RefSeq, a predicted model, not a curated record
GUUUUGAAAUUAUCUGAUAUCUGAUUAGUGUGGUUUGGCCUAUUAUUAUCAGAAGCUGAGGGUGUAUUUUUUUUUUAUGUUUCCCGACAUCUGGCAACGUUGUAAAGAUAAACAAAUGCACAUUAUUCGAAAUUUGGCAAUGCACAAGUUUCGAGAUUGUCCAGAUUCUCAAUUGUAAGAUCGCAGUUAUCCAGAAUUAUAAUUUCACAUCGCCAAGAAAAGGUGUAUUUUUCAUCUGUAUAAUUAAUUGUUCUAUUUAAAAAUAUUACAAUGGAAGAUAAUUCUCUUAUAAGACAUAUUGGUGGCUGUCAUUGUGGUGCUGUCCGUUUUGCUGCCUUAGCACCUCCAAAAGUUAGAGUUUGUGAAUGCAAUUGCAGUGUUUGUGUCAAGAAACAAAUAAAAGGAUUUUUGGUUCCUGCUGAAAGAUUUGAAAUACUACAAGGGAAAGAUAAUUUGACAGAAUAUACUUUUAACACAGGAAUAGCCAAGCACUGGUUUUGUAAAACAUGUGGUGUUCAGAGUUUUUACAGACCUCGAUCAAAUCCUGAAGGCAUUAGUGUGUCGAUAUAUUGCCUUGAUCCUGGAACUGUUAAAGAGGUUGAAAAAUUUACUUUUGAUGGUCAAAACUGGGAAGAAGAAAUGAAGAAACGAGGAGCUUUAUAAUGUCUAUAUUUAUUAAUGUAACAUUUUUAAUCUAAUUUUUAUAUAAAAAAUAUAACUUCAUGGACCCUAUAUUAAUAAGAAUUAUUUUUUAUUUAUAUGAGAAAAUAAAAAAACAAUUUAUAUGCA